Messenger RNA from Momordica charantia (bitter melon), 2701 nucleotides. RefSeq names its product RINT-1 / TIP-1 family (gene MAG2). Gene Ontology annotation, cellular component: Dsl1/NZR complex. The record is from RefSeq and is a predicted model, not a curated record. Lineage: Eukaryota; Viridiplantae; Streptophyta; Magnoliopsida; Cucurbitales; Cucurbitaceae. Gene Ontology annotation, biological process: retrograde vesicle-mediated transport, Golgi to endoplasmic reticulum; endoplasmic reticulum to Golgi vesicle-mediated transport; regulation of ER to Golgi vesicle-mediated transport.
CCGAUCUUCUUUCAUCGCUCAUCUUCUUCUUCUCGUUUCUCUCGCGUCUGCGAUUGUAAUCAAUGGAAGAAAUUGAUCUGAGAAUCUUGAAUUCACUUUGAUUCGUCGGGAUUGGGAUCUCGCAAUUCUCACUCCAUCGACGUUAAUCAUGGGCAAGGUUAGAGCUCUUCCUCCUCCUUCAGAUCUUUCCCCCUCAGUCCUUUCCUUCCUCGAUCAUCAGCUGUACAACAAAGAAACUCUCGCGCAAGGCCCCACCCUCGUCCUCGACCUUCAAACUCGCUGCCACCAAUUGGAUCAGUCUCUAAUCGAGCUCAAUCGGAACCUUCAACAUGCUCUUCUCUCUCACUCUUCCUUCUCCGAUCGUCUUCAUGCCCUCCUUGGAGAUGUUAAUGGAAAAUUGGUUGGUCUUGAAUCACUCACUCGCUCUCGCAGUCCCACACAAGGAGUUGGGAUAGCUGAUGGGGUGCUGGGGAAGGAGCUAUCGUCGCUGGCAAAAGAAGUGGCGAGAAUGGAGGCGGUACGAAUGUACGCCGAAACAACAAUGAAGCUUGAUGGCAUGGUUGGAGAUAUUGAAGAUGCCGUAUCUUCCGCAAUAAACAAAAAUUUAAGGAAACAUUCUCCGGCACAGAGUUCAGAGGAUGCAAGGCUGCUUGCUAUAAAAACCCUUAAACUUACCGAAGAUAUCUUAACAUCAAUUGCAAAGACACGCCCUCAGUGGACACAUCUCGUGUCAGCAGUUGACCAUAGAGUUGAUCGUGCUUUUGCUAUUUUAAGACCUCAAGCAAUUGCAGAUCAUCGCUCCCUUCUUGCUUCCCUUGGAUGGCCCCCACCUCUCUCCAAUAUGACUGUUACUAGUGAUGCAACAAAAUUGACUGAAUCCCAAAAUCCUCUCUUUACAAUGCAAGGAAGGCUCAAACAACAAUACUGUGAAAACUUUCUCGCCCUAUGCAGCCUACAAGAGCUGCAAAGACGGAGAAAAUCUCGACAACUCGAUGGCCAUAAUAGAGAGGUUGCUUUGCAACAGCCCCUUUGGGCUAUUGAAGAGCUUGUCAAUCCUAUAUCAUUAGCAGCUCAAUGUCAUUUUUCGAAGUGGGUUGAUAAGCCAGAAUUUAUUUUUGUUCUCACUUAUAAGAUUACCAGGGACUAUGUCGAUUCUAUAGACGAAGUUUUGCAACCUCUUGUUGACGAAGCAAGGUUGGUAGGGUAUAGUUGCAGAGAAGAAUGGAUAUCAUCAAUGGUGUCCUCCUUGUCAACUUACUUGGCUAAGGAGAUCUUUCCAAAUUAUAUCAGUCAAUUGGAUGAGACUGGUACUGAUAUUCAAUCACAGGCUAGAAUAUUAUGGCUUCAUCUAGUUGACCUUAUGAUAUCGUUCGAUAAAAGAAUCAAAUCACUUGUUGAGCAGUCUGGAAUUUUGCUUUCUUUUGAUGAAAGUGGAAACAUGCAAAGAAUUUCUUCAUUAGCUGUUUUCUGUGAUAGACCUGAUUGGCUUGAUUUAUGGGCAGAAAUGGAGCUAAGUGAUGCAUCGGCUAAACUGCAAAUUGAGGUAGACAAUGAGAGAAACUGGGCUGAUAAAGUUCCCGCAGCAGCUCUAUCUUCUUCCUCUGAGCAUUCAAAGUCUCCUGCAGUUUCCACAGCCUUUAUUAAGCACCUCUCAUCUUUGAUUUAUCGUUGUCGAUCUCUGCCUAGUAUCUCAUUGAGGUCAAGAUUUUUCAGGCUAGCCGGUUCCCCUAUCAUUGCUAAAUUUUUGAAUUGUAUCGUAAUCAGGUGCCAGGAAGCUGAAGGUUUAACUGCCUUGACAGACGAUGAUGCACUCGUUAAAGUCACAAACUCGAUUAAUGCUGCACGAUAUUUUGAAUCUGUUCUAAAAGAAUGGUGUGAAGACAUGUUUUUCCUUGAGAUGGGAUUGGCUUAUGAUGAUCAACCAAGCGUAUCAGAUAGUAAUGGUGAUAUUCAUGGGCUGUUAGAAAGUCAAUCAAAUGGUAUCAUCGACCCAGCUAUUAGAAAUUUGGAGGAGUUCAGGCAGGAAUGGGUCGGGAAAAUAUCCACAGUCACUUUGAGGGGCUUUGAUGCUCAAAGUCGAGAUUACGUAAAAAACAAAAAGCAAUGGAAGGAAAAAUGUGAAGAUGGUUGGACAGUGUCGAGGCUUUUAAUUGGGGCUCUGGACUAUUUGCAAGGAAAAAUGUCAGUUUUAGAGAAAAGUUUGAAUGCUAUAGACUUCGUUUCACUCUGGAGAACCUUAGCUGCUGGCAUCGAUCGAUUUCUUUUCAAUGGCAUACUGAUGAGCAAUGUGCAGUUUAAUGAUGUUGGAGUAAAGAGGUUUGCUGAUGAUAUGGAGGUGUUGUUUGGGAUCUUCAGGUCAUGGUGUUUGAGGCCUGAAGGUUUCUUCCCAAAAAUAAGUGAGAGCUUGAGAUUGCUGAAGAUGAAGGAAGAGCAACUUAGAAGUAGUUUGGUGGGAGAGGAGACUUGGAUGAAGGAAAAUGGGCUAAAACAUUUGAGUGCAACUGAGGCAGAAAAGAUUGUGAAGAAUAGGAUAUUGUAGAAUUAGAAUUACAAAGGCAAAAUAUUAGGACAAGGCAUUGUUUGCUUGCUAGUUUUGUUGGACAUUUUUGGUCUGUUCUGUGGCUGUACAUUUUGAUGAGGUUUCUUGAACUAGUUUAUUGAUUUAAGGGAAGUGAAAUGUCAACAUAAAUUAUUUCAACUA